AGAUGCGGGAGGAGGAGCCGCAGUGCGACGCUGACAAAUGACGGCUUUCAGGUAGUCCCCGGCUGUCCCUACUGUUUUACGCGCCUCUGGUGCCACAGAGCACGUGCUAAGAGGUGACUCCGCCCCUUUGCCCAGCUCGCGUUUCUCAUGCUGCCCGCGCUCCUCACUCGUAGGUUGCUGUGCGGCUUCCUGCGGGGAUCCACUCCCACGGUAGCGCGCCGUGGACUCCGGGAGACGCUCCUCAAGAGGACAUGCGCGGCCGACUCCUCCUCCCGGCGCCCGACCGGCCUGGGAUGCGGGCUUCCCCGGGGCGCGACGGCGACGGGGGGUAACCAAGGAAGGGCUGACAUGGAGGAGAGUUUUCUGUUCCCCGAGUACGUCCUGGAUUCGGAGCCCGCAGCGACCCUCCAAGACCAGCUGCGGGAGCUGCAGCAGCGGCAGGAGGAGGAGGAGCGGCGGGUGCUGCAGCGGCGGGAGGAGCGGCGGCAGCAGAAGCUACGCGCCGGCCGGCGGGUGCACCCGGUCGUGGGGCACCCGGACCCGACGGUGCCGCCCAGCGGCCUGAACUGCUCGGGUUGCGGGGCGGAGCUGCACUGCCAGGACCCCGGCGUGCCCGGCUACCUGCCCAGCGAGAAGUUCCUCAGCGCGGCGGCGCAGGAGGACGGCGGGCUGGCACGGACCGUGUGCCAGCGCUGCUGGCUGCUGGUGCAUCACCGGCGCGCCCUGCGCCUGCAGGUGAGCCGUGAGCAGUACCUGGAGCUGGUGAGCGCCGCGCUGCGGCGGCCCGAGCCCGCCCUCGUGCUGUACAUGGUGGACCUGCUUGCCCUGCCCGACGCCCUGCUGCCCCACCUGCCUGCGCUGGUGGGCCCCAAGCAGCUGAUCGUGCUGGGAAACAAGGUGGACCUGCUGCCGCAGGACACUCCCGGCUACCGGCAGCGGCUCCGGGAGCGACUGUGGGACGACUGUGCCCGCGCUGGGCUCCUGCCGCCCCCUGGCUACCGGAGGCCACAGCACCCCAGCGGGGCCCGGCCACCGGACGGGGAGGAGAAUGCGAAUCCUUCGCCCAAGUCCCGCACGGUGCUCAGAGACGUGCGGCUCAUCAGUGCCAAGACUGGCUUUGGAGUCGAGGAGUUAAUCUCCGUGCUCCAGCGUUCCUGGCGCUACCGCGGCGACGUCUACCUGGUUGGCGCUACCAACGCUGGCAAGUCCACUCUGUUCAACACGCUCCUGGAGUCCGAUUACUGCAUCGCCAAGGGCGCUGAGGCUAUCGACAGGGCUACCAUCUCCUCUUGGCCUGGAACUACAUUAAACCUUCUGAAGUUUCCUAUUUGUAACCCAACUCCUUACAGAAUGUUUCAAAGGGAAAAAAGGCUUAAAAGAGAUGCAACUGAAGCAGAAGAAAAUCUUAGUCAGGAAGAACAAAAUAAACUUAAUCUCUUGAAGAAGCAUGGUUAUGUAGUAGGAAGAGUUGGAAGAACAUUCUCGUAUUCAGAAGAACAGAAGGAUAAAGCUCCCUUUGAGUUUGAUGCCCAUUCACUAGCCUUUGACAUGGAAAAUGAACCUGUUUUGGUUGCAGAUAAAUCCACCAAACGAAUAGAAUUGACCCCACUAGAUGUGAAAGAUGCCCGCUGGUUUUAUGACACCCCUGGAAUUAUAAAAGAAAAUUGUAUUUUAAGUCUUCUAACAGAAAAAGAAGUAAAUGUUGUUUUGCCAACACAUUCCAUUAUUCCAAGAACUUUUGUGCUUAAACCAGGAAUGGUUCUAUUUUUGGGUGCCAUAGGCCGCAUAGAUUUUCUGAAGGGAAAUCAAUCAGCUUGGUUUACAGUUGUGGCUUCCAACUUCCUUCCCGUUCACAUUACUUCAUUGGACAAGGCGGACACUAUAUAUCAGAAGCACGCGGGUCACACAUUACUCAAGGUUCCAAUGGGUGGAGAAGAAAGAAUGGCAGGAUUUCCUCCUCUUGUUGCUGAAGACAUCGCAUUAGAUGAAGGACUUGGGGCAUCUGAAGCAGUGGCUGAUAUCAUGUUUUCCUCUGCAGGUUGGGUAGCAGUAACGCCACAGUUUAAGGACCGACUGCACCUCCGAGGCUAUACCCCUCAAGGAACAGUUCUGACAGUCCGACGCCCACUCUUGCCACAUGUAGUCAACAUCAAAGGAGAGCGCAUCCAGAAAAGCGUGGCCUAUAAAACCAAAAAGCCUCCUGCCCUUGUGUACAAUCUGCAGAAAAAGAAAAGAAAAUAAAUAUAUGAAACUGAUCUUUUCACACUGAAGAUUAACUAUAUAGAACAUACUGUGUACAUUGCAUUGCAUUAAAUAUCGCUAUAAUAAAGCCUUCCGCCACCCUUUUUAAGGUACC
Molecule: messenger RNA, 2356 nt
Organism: Hippopotamus amphibius kiboko
Lineage: Eukaryota; Metazoa; Chordata; Mammalia; Artiodactyla; Hippopotamidae
Product: nitric oxide-associated protein 1
Exons: 7
Coding region: 148-2241 (697 amino acids)
Molecular function (GO): GTP binding
Source: RefSeq, a predicted model, not a curated record